UUGAAUUAUAUAUGAAAUAGAAAAUAUAUUUUGUAUAUUUAAGUGAUUAUGUUAGGGAGGUUUUUUGGAAUUGAAUAUAAGUCUCAAGAAUCAUCUUUGAAUAAAUAUUUAGGAAAAAGGUCAGAUAUAUAUGAGGAUGUAUCAAGGAAAUCUACGGGAAUAUCUAUGGGAUUAAGAUGUUCUUUUUAUUUUUUAGAAUUUAAGGAAAAUAUGAAGUUGGUUAAAAAGAUGUUUUCUGGACUCAAAGAUUUAGUUUUUUUUAAGUACACUUUAAAGAGUAAAAUUAUCUCUAGCUCAGAACCAUAUGAAUCAAUUGAGUCUUCUGAAACUAAAUCUCUUGUAUUAUUAGGUUUUUCGAAUCCAUUGACUAGACGUCACGUAGAAAAUACAUUUCUUUUUAAAGAUGUUGAUAAAAGUAAGCUUGAAAAUGAUUCAAAGGCUGAUUCAAAUGAUUUUUCUGGUUAUUUUUCAAAAAGGGCUUUGGAUUUUUUGGAUUUAGAUGAUAAAAAUGCGACGAAAACUAAUGUAGCAGAAAUGACGAAAACUAAUGUAGCAGAAAUGACGAAAACAUUAGAUUUAUCAUCAAACAUUACAUUUACUACGAAAACACGAGAACCGACUACUACUAAAGGCACUUUUACAACAAUUCUUUCAGAAACUACUGAAGUUAGUACUUCUACUAUUAAAUUGUCUGCGCAACGUUCUCAUGCUCGUUCUAAUGAUAAUUUGUAUAUGAUUCUAGGAAUUUCUUCUAUAGCCAUUUUGAUUAUUAUUGUUAUUGUUUUUUUGGUUAUUUAUGGUGUACGUCGUUCGCUGAAGAAACAAGAGAUGAUUGAGGAUAUGGUUUAUGAGAAUGAAAUGAGUGCUCAUGCAAAAUUGAUGGAGGCUGCAUCAACACCUGUUUCAGAAAAGACGAGUUCAACACCAACUUCUAUUUCUCUAUCAGCGCCUAUUUUGGGUUCUCGGAAUUCGAAUGACCUAUAUUCAAGGAGGGGUACUUAUUUUGAUUCUAAUGGAAUAUAUGGUUCCAAGAAUGGUGAGAAGCAGGAUGAACAGACUCUUCAUAAUUCGUCUUUAAAAUAUUAUGGCAUGUCGCAAUCGACAAAUAAUUGCCCAACUUCCUCACGUACAAGAAAUUCUUCAUAUUAUAAUCCUUCAGGACAGCCGACGCGAUCACUUUCUUUGUCAUCUAGAUCGAAGGAUUACUUUGGAGCGCAUAGUCAUUCAUCAAAUGUUACUUCUACAUAUGAUGAUUCUUUUCAAAAGGAUCGAGUGCGAUUAACAUCUUGUAAUAAUGAUAUGAAUGGGUCUAGUUUUGGAAAAGCUUCGUCAAAUCAUCUGAGGACUCCAAAUUCUGUAUAUUUGUCAGGAGAUCAAAACAGAGGAUAUCCUGCUUCCUCACAAAUUAGAGCAGGACCUCUUGACUCUCGUGGAAUUAAUAGGUUUUUAAGCCAAGAAAGUUUGCGUAGUUCUCGUGCACAUUUUGCUACUCAGCCAAAUACAUUGAAUUAUAAAAAUUCUUUUAAAACCUUGGGAACAAAUUUCCAGAUGGAAUCUUCUAAUUUUGAUACACCAAAUUCACAUUUAUCUGAAUUAUCAAAUAAUGUAUCAUCACCCUUAUUUACUUAUAAAGACUCUCUAGGAAGCUCAUCGUGCUAUGAUUCUAGUUUUACAAAUGAACGCAUGACUCCAAAAUCUUUUUUUUCAAGAGAAAAUAUGAAAAAUGAGUCUUAUACUCCUAAUUCGAGUUUUGAGAAAAUGUUUCCUAAAAACACAAAUAAACAUUCUCCAAAUAAAGAUUACAUGCGUACACCUAGUGUUUAUGCUUCGGUUGGCAUAUGGGCUGAGAAAAAAAGGAAAUUAUUAGACCUAACAAGUAAUUUGAAUGAAUCUUCAAGUAACCGCUUUUACGAAGGUAUGAAUACACGUCAGGGCCAUAACAUUAAUAAAAAGUAAACAUCAUCAUUAUUAUUAAUGAUUAUAAUAAUGAGAAUAAUUUACAUAUAUUGAUGAUUUACCA
Molecule: messenger RNA, 2020 nt
Organism: Pneumocystis murina B123
Lineage: Eukaryota; Fungi; Ascomycota; Pneumocystomycetes; Pneumocystales; Pneumocystaceae
Exons: 2
Coding region: 49-1956 (635 amino acids)
Source: RefSeq, a predicted model, not a curated record